Molecule: messenger RNA, 1003 nt
Organism: Rhagoletis zephyria (snowberry fruit fly)
Lineage: Eukaryota; Metazoa; Arthropoda; Insecta; Diptera; Tephritidae
Cellular component (GO): nucleus
Source: RefSeq, a predicted model, not a curated record
CUUUUGCUCUAAGUGUCAUUCGCUGAAUAAUUGUUGCGGAUUUAAUAAAAAAAAUUGAAAAUAUCACGCAAUAAGAUGGAGUUCAAUAAAAGAAGUCGUACCACAAACCGAGAACAAUUCGCUUUAAUGGCUGAACGGAUGAAGCUCAACGGGGGCAUUGCCAAAAGUAUGUCCAAUGAGCCACCAGAGGUAGUAUCCGUGUUCUGGACAUCACUUAGCACGGACUUAAAUGCGUUAGGACCUCCAACAAAGUCCCUUGCCGAGUGGAAAAAAGUAAGAAAGUUGAUUAUUUAUAAACCAAUUUUAUUAAACUUGAACUAUUUUCAGGUAUGGUCAGAUUUUAAAUCCUCCAUAAAGAAAAAAUUGUCUAACAACCGAAUACAAAUGCGAGCAACAGGUGGAGGUCCAAAUAGGGAGGUACAAUUGACUGCUUUGGAAGAGGAAGUUGCGCAGCUGGUGAAUAUUUAUGACGCCGUUGCGGGAGUCUCCGGCAGGCACUGUGGUACGCCACAAGGCCCAUCUCGUGGUAGCCACACAGACAGCGCAGCUUCCGAGCCAUCUACCAGUGGUGCAGUAAACAGGGAAGAAGCUGAUAAUAUGGAAAAUGCUGAAAAUUCAAAUGGAAACAGUUCUUCACCUACGUCUCCGCAACCCCAACAGAGAGUGCCACAAAGGAGAACCCAAUUGACGCUCCUUAAAACUCAGUUGGAUAUGCAAAAAAAAUAUUACGACAACGUCGUAUGUAAUUUAAAAAGUCAAAAAAGAAAAAUGGAAGAUGUAGCAAAUAAUUUAAAAAAAAUGCAAAAAACAAUGAGCAGUCUCAACAACAACGUUGAGGGUAUGCGCUCCAUACUAGGGAACUUAGUUGCCGAGACAAAAAGACAUAAUUUGGUAACGGAACAAUUAUUGCGGCACAAGACCAAAGUUAAGGAGCAACUUUUAGAAUUGGAGAUACAGGGAGUGAAAAAUGCGCUAAAGAAGUAGUAGAUAUAGUUUAAGUUUA